Cygnus olor (mute swan) is the source of this 3010-nucleotide messenger RNA. RefSeq names its product colony stimulating factor 1 (gene CSF1). Gene Ontology annotation, biological process: osteoclast differentiation; positive regulation of macrophage differentiation. Gene Ontology annotation, molecular function: growth factor activity; cytokine activity. The transcript is spliced from 9 exons. The coding region runs from base 69 to 1556 and encodes 495 amino acids. NCBI's taxonomy places the organism in Eukaryota, Metazoa, Chordata, Aves, Anseriformes, Anatidae. The record is from RefSeq and is a predicted model, not a curated record. Gene Ontology annotation, cellular component: membrane.
GCCCGGCCCCGUUCGCCGCCUCGCCCGCACCGCCCGGCCCGCGGCACCCCGGCCCCACGGCAGCCCCCAUGCCCCGCCUCGGAGCCAAGGUGUGCCUGCUCCGCUGCACCCUGUUGUCGUCCCUCCUCCUCCUCCUCGUCUGCAGCAUCCAUGAGACGGAGCAGAACAGCUACUGCCAGCAGAUCAUCACAGAGAAGCACCUGGCCGAGCUGGAGGAGCUGGCGGACACCCAGAUGCAGCAUCCGGGCAGGGUCUCCUUCAAGUUCAUCAAUAAGAUGCAGCUGAGCGACUCCGUCUGCUAUGUGAAAGCUGCCUUUCCUCUGCUGGGCAAGAUCCUGAACAGAACGGUGUUCAAGGAGAACUCUUCCAAUGCCAAGAAGAUGCAGAUGGUGCGCAGGAUGUAUGACAGCAUCGAUGAGAACGUGGACCCCUGCAUCAGGGAGGAGGAUGACAAGGAGCGCAUGCUCUCAGAGAUGUGCUUCGAGGAGUUCACCACGUCCCCCUACGAGAUGCUGGCGCUGGUGAAGCAGUUCUUCCAGGACAUCAACCUGCUGCUGCAGAGCAAGGAGACCUUCGAGAAGGACUGCAGCCAGGUGUACCGCAGCAUGUGCGUGGGGCCCAGGCAGCCCAGCUCCUCGCCAGGUGUGGGGACAGAUCCUGACUGCAAUUGCCUGUCCCCUGCCCUCCCUUCUGCCACCCAGCCCUCCCUAUCCGCUGCCACCCAUGCCAGCAGAGAAGUGGCACCUGCUAGCGCCCGGGUCCCUUUCAGCCUCCUCCACGGCACCCUCGCUGAGUUAGGCAGCAGCGCCCUGUCUCAGUCCCCCAGUAGCUUGGAGGGCAGCUCAGGGACCGACGAGGUCCCAGGAAUUGGGCUCGGUGACACGGAACCAGUGUCCCCCACGACGCAGCAGACGGCUGGAGCCGGCGGCGCCGCCGAAGCCCUCCUGGAUCCGGUUGCCGCCGCCAUCCCAGCGGCUGAGGACGUCUCCAUCCCCUCCCGAGGGAUGGCGGAGGAGGGCACCGGAGCCUCUGUCCUCCCGGAUCAGCCCUCCUCGCCCCGCAGGAUCAGCACCAAGAUGCCGGCAGCGUCCCCCAGCACUGUCUCUGUGGGUCACCGCGGGGCCAGGAUCCGUCCCACGGAGACACCCGAGCCGGUCACGCAGCUCCGCUUCUCCAGGAUGGCCCCGUCGGCGUGGGGCCGGGCGCCGGGCAGCCUCGGGGACGGCGCGAGGGCGCGGGGCUGGGGGCUGAGUCGGCUGCGGGAUCCCGAGGACGGUGGGGCCGGACCCAGCUUUGACUCGAGCUUUGUUCUGAGCGCAGAGCAGCGUAGGAAGGAGCCGAAAGCCAGGGAGAGCCACCGGGAGCUCCUGAUAUACGUCAUGGUGGCCAGCGUCGUGGCCGUCUUGCUGGCCAUGGGCGGGCUGCUCUUCUACAAGUAUAAAUCCAAGGUCCUGGAGCGGCCACUGGAAGAGGGGGGCUGCGACCCCGAGGAGCCAGAGCGGAGGGCGCUGCAGGGAGCGAGGGGGUGCCCGGAGAUGGAGAUGGAGGAGCUGUGAGGGCCCCAGGCGGGAUGUGAAGCUGCUCGGGGGACGGACGGGGAUGCUCCUCGCUGUGCGAAGAAGGGCCGGUGCGCGCUGGCCCCGCUGCAGCCUCCCCCCGGCGGCGAUGAUGCUCACACUCCCCCCUCCCUAGCCCCGCGGCGGGAGACUGCAAAACCACGGGCAAAGACGGAAGGGUGGGGGGGACGCGCACCCCCUGCGGGACCCCGGCACCCGGGAGCACGUGGCUGGAAGGCGCUGGAGCAUCACCAAGGGGCUCUGCGGGGCCAGUGGCGGAGGCAGGGCUGCGGUGCACGGAGCGUGGCGCUGGCUCCGGGAUGGGGACGGGCUCGGAUUUGGGCUGCGCUGCCUGAAGCUCGGAGGGGAGCAGCUCCCCGGAUCCGGCCAGGAUUCGCCGCUGCCCAUUGCUCCUCUCCCACCCUGGCACAGCAGGAGCUGGAGCAGCACCCCGUGCACCCCUCCUGCACCCCAGCUGCUGAGGAGCCAUGGCCGGGACCCCCCCACCCCUCUGCCUCCCCGUGCCUGCACAGACUGCACGCCCCGAACUGCAAGGGGAAACCCUCACACUGUGAAUAUUUAAUGCCCCCAGGCAGGGGGGCGAUGCUUGGUGCCAUCCCCGUCCUGCUGCCGCUGUGGCACGUCCCACGCACCUGAGCUGGCCUUGGGAGCUGCCUGGCACCGCUUUGUGCAUUAGGGUUUUAUUUUAAUGUGGCGGAUAAAUGCCUUUAUCUGGCAGAAAUGUUUUUUUUUUUGGGGGGGUGGGGUGGGGUGGGGGAGAAGGGGGCUCCUGCCUCCCCACAAGGUUAUUGCUGCGAGCUGGCCUCGCCCCAGACUGGAUUUUUGCAACUGUGCUUUGGAGCAGGGGAAGGCGGCGGUGCAGGGGCUGCUUUCACGGGGGUGGGAGCUGGAGCGGCCCCCGCCUGGCACCGCCUCGGGGCGCACCGGCAGCACCUUGGGGUGCACCAGCCCCGCAGCUGCCCCGGCCCUGGGCCCCAUCCUGCCCCGCUGCAGCGUUCCCCCGGCCCCGCACUGAGCGUGGCCGUGCUGCUCUUUGGAUUUGAAGCAUUAUUUUUAUACAGUAGAAGAAAAUUGGAACAAACCACACUUUUUAAAGCAUUACUAUUAAUUUUUCUAUGUGUAUUUAUGACGGCCAAAAGGAGAUGUUUCCUGGGGUGAGAGACCAGUGUAAGUCAGGAGGGAAGCCCCACAGCAGGGUGCCCAGGCUGGGGCUGGACCUGCUGCUGGUGUAAGCCCCUGACUUGGCACCACUUUGCACGGGGGGGGGAGACAGCCUGCGGUCGGACCGGGAUGGACUCAUUUUGCCUCUGUUUUUUUUUCUUUUUUUUUUUAUACAGUGAAAUAUUUUAUAUGAAGUCAUUUAAAGAAGUCUAUUUAAAGAAAAGAAUAGAAAAUGGCUUGUAUAUUUAAUAUUAUUAAUAAACACAGAUGUG